Messenger RNA from Micropterus dolomieu (smallmouth bass), 1680 nucleotides. RefSeq names its product solute carrier family 22 member 4-like. Gene Ontology annotation, biological process: transmembrane transport. Lineage: Eukaryota; Metazoa; Chordata; Actinopteri; Centrarchiformes; Centrarchidae. The record is from RefSeq and is a predicted model, not a curated record. Bases 1 to 1680 code for a protein of 559 amino acids. Gene Ontology annotation, cellular component: membrane. Gene Ontology annotation, molecular function: transmembrane transporter activity. The transcript is spliced from 10 exons.
AUGGGCACCUCAAAAAUUAGAGACUAUGAUAGCAUCACAUCUUUUCUUGGAUCUUGGGGACCAUUUCAGCUGAAGAUUUUUUUAACACUGGCCAUCAGCAUCCUCCCGAAUGGGUUUGUUGGCAUCUAUAUAGUAUUUGUGGGGGAUACCCCACCUCACGAGUGCCAUAUCCCUGAAAACUACAACAUCAGUGAGAUGUGGAGAAAUGAGACGAUCCCGUUGGAAACAGUCGAUGGCAUUGCAAAGCGCAGCUCUUGCUCAAGGCUUAACCUGGAAAUACUCAGGAACUACUCUCAAAAUAAAAUCAUCCCAAAUGUGGAUGUGAAUGUGAGUGAAAUUCCUUUGGAGAGCUGCCUGGAUGGGUGGACAUACAGCAAAGAAAUCUACCAGUCAACCAUUGUCACUGAGUGGGACUUGGUAUGUGAGAAUGCAUAUAAAACUCCGCUGACCACCUCUAUCCAUUACGUUGGUGUGCUAGUGGGAGCGUUUGUCUCAGGCCAGGUUUCAGACAGGUAUGGAAGGAGGCCAGCACUCUUUCUUAUGAUGGUUCUUCAGACUGUGGCAAUCACAGCGCAGAUAUUCUCUCCAAGCUGGGAGGUCUUCACCCUCAUUUACUUCUUUGCUGGGGCUGGGGGAUUCUCCAACUAUAUCAUUGCAUUUGUGCUGGGUACAGAAAUUCUAAGCCCAAAAGCCCGUGUGGUGUUCUGCUCCCUUGGGGUUUUCAUGGCCUCAGCUUUGGGAUACAUGGCAAUGCCAGCUGUGGCUUACCUCCUUCGUGAAUGGCGGAUGCUGCUGAUUUCCAUGGCUGCCUCUAGCUUGAUCUACAUCCCUAUGUGGUGGUUAGUCCCAGAGUCUCCUCGCUGGCUGUUCAAUCGGGGAAGAGUGAGAGAGGCUGAGGCCAUACUGAGAGACGCUGCCAAAAGAAAUAACGUACAGGCUCCAGAGGCCAUUUUUACCCAAGCUGAGAUUGAAGAUGCACAGGCUAGCAAAGACAAGAAUUACAACAUUUCGGUUAUCCUGAGCAGCUGCAAUAUGUUCUCCAUUACAAUACUGUGUUCGCUUCUGUGGAUCAUCAUCACCAUUAGUUACUAUGCUUUAAUCCUCAACACUUCAAACCUGCACGGCAACCCUUACAUGAACUGCUUCUUGUCUGCUGUGACAGAAGUGCCAGCUUACAUAAUAGCCUUGUUACUGCUCCAGUACUGCUCCAGACACUUCUGCCAAUCAUCUACACUCUUCCUUGGAGGCGUUAUGAUCCUCUGUGUUCACCUCAUUCCAAUUGAUUUACCGGGUGUGUCUGUGUUUCUUGAGAUGUUGGGGAAGUUCGGUAUAACAUCUUCAUUUUGUGUGGUGUAUGCCGUCACAUCAGAGCUCUUCCCCACUGUUAUCAGAAAUACAGCAAUGGGGUGUUGUUCCAUGGCUGCUCGCAUUGGAACCAUCGUCUCCCCCUUUAUCAUUUUUCUCGGACAAUACUUCAAGGCACUCCCAUACAUACUGAUGGGAGCUUUAGCCAUUUCUGGUGGAGUCUUGUGUCUCCUGUUGCCAGAAACAUAUGGGAAGGCUUUGCCAGAGACCAUACCACAAAUGCAGCAAAUAUGCAGGAGAGGAGAAAAAAAAGAAAAGGAAGCUGAAAAUGGAGAGAGCACAGCUGAUAAUCAAAAUAAAGAAUCCAAAUUAUAG